Molecule: messenger RNA, 540 nt
Organism: Mya arenaria
Lineage: Eukaryota; Metazoa; Mollusca; Bivalvia; Myida; Myidae
Exons: 5
Coding region: 1-540 (179 amino acids)
Molecular function (GO): protein binding; heme binding; oxygen binding
Source: RefSeq, a predicted model, not a curated record
AUGUUUGAGAACCGCCCGGAGCUUAUAGAGAUAUUUGCAAACUUCCGGGGCAGAGAUAUUGGGGAUCUACAAAGGAGCGGCCUUAUCCGCCAACACGCACUAAAGGUGAUGGGAACUAUCGACAAGUGCAUUUCUAGGAUAGAUGAACCGGAGAACCUAGCCAAACUUCUCAUUGAAACUGGAGCCUUGCAUAGGAAAUAUAACGUUCCUCCGGAUUUGAUACAAAUAAUAUUUCCUCACUUCUUAAAUGCUAUUAAACCACACAUAGAGGAUUACUGGACAGAAGACAUCGCUACUGCUUGGAAAACCCUCUUCCGUAUUAUGACGCAUUACAUGAAAAUUGGGAUGAACAGCGAUUCCAAUAACAUUAAUACUGGUGUUGGCCAAACAAUCGUGUACGAUCAUGUCAUCACCAACGUGGGCGGUGCUUACCAUAACAAGACGGGAAUAUUCACAACCCCUGUCAGCGGAGUCUAUGUGUUCAACGUUGACACAAUGCUUGAUCCAGGCCACAGAUGGCUUUUGGCUUUAACUGAGUGA